GACAUCCACAUUGUUGUCUUCAUCUUCUUUUCGCUGUCUGUAGACAGACCAGGGUGGAACAGUGGAAGAUGGGGGAGGACUUUGUCACCUUGCAGUCCCAAAAUGGACAGAACAUGUUUGUGAUUGUCGUCGUAGAUCCAUCACAGCUCAAAGCCGCUUUGCACCAGAUUCCUCAGCAGGCAGCCGCUUACUCCAAGAUCAAAUUUUAUGAAGACGAAGACAGUUCAGAAGAAGGAGAAAAUUCAAAAUGGGAAACAAAAGGAACAAAACCACUUCCGGAGCCUUCGUCUGUGUCCAAGGUGAUCCUUAUGAUGAUAUUACACGUCUGUCGUAAAAUAAUGUUCAUGGACACUAGGUUAAAGGUUGCAAUCUAUUUAGCUACCUUAUUUGUUAUUUCACUUCUUGCCGAUGUUCUGCCCUUUCCGAAGACGUACUUUGCCAGAAAGGAUAAUGUAUUUAAUGUUUAUUUCGUGAAGAUUGCUUGGGGAUGGACUCUAGUUUUAUCUGUGCCAUUUGUAGUCCUUACAAGUUCAACCUAUUGCUGUGGCCGCAAAGACAAGAUACUGAAACACUUAAUACGAUUAGGAGUAGCCACUUUCAAUUGGUUUUUUUGGGUUCAUCUGUUUGCCUACAUUGAAAGCAUCGUUGGGAGGUGCAACGCCAAGGGAGAUAGGUUUCAAACAAAGUCCGCCUGUUUGGAGAAAGGGCUUUUUUGGCAAGGAUUUGACAUAUCUGGACACACUUUCAUCCUUAUCCAUAGUAGCCUCACAUUAAUCGAAGAAGCAAGAGCGAUUAUUGGGUGGGAUGGCAUUGAAGACAUGCUUAGAAAUGAAGAAUACAGUCGCACUCUCACUAUCAAGGAGGUAAGCUCAAAUCCUCUACGAAACCUGAACACAGCAGAUUUGGACACUCUUAAAUUUAACUAUGAGAAGUUUUCUCCUUAUGUAAGAGGACUCUUUAUAGCUAUGACUUCAAUCACAAUUUUAUGGGAUGUAAUGCUUUUAAGUACGAUGCUGUAUUUUCAUAGCAUGGUUGAGAAGUUCAUAAGUGGUUGUAUUGCCAUUCUCAUAUGGUAUUUCACAUAUAACUUUUGGUAUCCUACCAAAGGUUUCCUACCAUAUAUGCCUGGUGAGGGUGCUUUUAAAUACAGAGAUGCUAAAUCGACUAAAGAAGUUCCUUUGAUCAAGAAAAGAUCCGUUGAUAAGGGACAACUUCCAAGAUUCAUGGGAAUGCCAUUAUAUGGUCUGAGAAAUGAGAUGCCUCCAGAAAAGAGUGAAAUGCUUGGAAAUGAUAAUGGUUUAGGAUUGUCGAGUCAAUCAUGAACUGGUUAUUUGUGAUUUAAGGCCAUGCUCUCUUUUCUGGAAAGUCUAGCUUUAAGUUAAUCGGUUUGUGUACCUUUUAUAAUUUAUAGUAGGCCUAUUAAAGAUUAAAUUCUAAUAAGUUGUUGAUUUGGUACAAGUGAUUUUAUGUAAUGGUUAUUUGAUAUAGGCAUACAUGUUUAGUUUUGAAGAAAGCAAUAUUCUCUCCACCCAGUUUUUUUCCCAUUCAAAUAGUACUAAAGUACCGUUAUUCAAUAUUCUAUUACAUUUAUUGUUUACUUCUAAGCUAAUAAAUAGGUGUCUGUGUUACUAAAUCAUUAUCUAAGUCUAUGUAUAGCUUUAAAAAAACCAAUGGGUGUGUAGUCUUAUGGUUAGCAUCUCGGACUUUGAUGCAGGAGGGACGGGUUUAAUUCUCGGCCCAUCCAAAGAACUUGUGGUGGACUGGUUUCCCUUAAAAGCCUGAAUUCACUUCACAGGCAUUGACACAGGCAAAAAAAUUAGCCUAAUAAAAUGAGACUUUUUCACGACACUUAACUUUUUUUUACUUAAGUAGUGUAGGCCCUAACUUAGUUAAAAAUUAAAAUGACUUUUUAUGACAAAUUACGCCCCUACUUAUUUUCUUGUGAGCAUGUUUACACUAUAUCAGCCAAAAUAGUACAAUAAUUUUGACUGGGUUUUUGAAAGUAGGCUACUGCAAUUACUAGCCAACACAACUUAAGAUUUGAGCUAGUUGUUAGGCUUUCAAAAAGAAAAAUAUAUAUACAUAUAAAUCAUCUCAAAUUUGAAAUGCCUUAACACUUAACUAUAAGCCAUUCUUGCCAUUGUAUUACACCUAAGACAAUUAGGCCUACAUUUUUAAGUAAAACAACCUCCAUUACCUGACAUGUACUUAUAUAGACUUUUAUGAAUAUAAUGAAUAAUGCCUACAAAAAGAUUAUCUGUGGAGUGUUUCUUGCAGACCUCCUGAAAGACCUACUGGUAACCAUAAUCUUUGUUUACCACUAAGAUCGUUAAAUUGUAAUAUUUUGCAUUUGUUUCAUAAUAAUCCAGCCUAAUAGAAAUCUGGAUUUGGGAAUGAAGGGUCUUUUCCAACACCAUUUGUUUAGAAGUUUUGAACAAAUAUAUCAUAACGGCAGUAAGUUAACGUUUAGGCCUACUGUUUACUUUGAAUCGAAAAUAAGUUCACGUUAACUUAUUCUUAAGGAAUUUAAACUCUUAGUGCAGGGAAUCAGCUCGGUCAUUAUGAUAAGUUUAAGCCUUCAUUUGUUACUAAAUUAACUAGACAUAUCCUUCAAGCCAUAAAUAUCCCCAUAAAUAAGUGGGUUCUGUAAAUUGCAGCAUGGUCUAUUAAUCUUUGAAAUCCAAUGAAAGUAGCCUAUAUUUUCUUACUUUAAGGCAGUUUUACUGUAUACAAACAUCAAGCCAUUAAAUUUCCUAAAGUUGACCGGAUUCUUUUAAUAAUAUGGCUAUUAUUUAGAUGACAUUUGAACCAUAUCACCUGUAACAACUACAAAAUUCUCAUCUACUCAAUUAAGAAAAUAUACAAAUUUAGAAGUAACAAAGCAAAUAGGUCCUACCCUAUUUAGAUUUGAGGUGAUGUGUCAUCAAUGUACAGUUUUUAUCGACAAAGUUAUAGAUAAACUGCAGAAAGUUUACCAAUUUUGCAUCAGAUGCUCAUAAUUAAGUCUUUGGUAUGCUACUUAAAUGUAGGUAAGGCCUCGCCAUCUUGCAUCUUUUAUUAACUAAUCUCUUUUUCUCAUCUUAUAACCAAAGCUCUAUUUGGUUUUAAUUGUAGAAAUAAUCAAAGAAAUUAAGUACAAAAUGUUAGAUCAUGAUUAUUGCACAAAUAAAUAAAUAAAUACAUGUAAUUAAUUGUUAUAGUAGCCUAACCUGUGCUGUUAAAAAACAAAUUAUUAUUUUUUCAAUACAAAUGUCUUGUGUAAAUAGCAUCUUGCAUUUUAAUGUAAUUGUAUUUAAGUGACAUUGUCUUGUUCUUGGAAUGUUGUGCACAGUGUUUUAUCUGACAAUUUACAGCCUUAACCUUUUGCACUCAAAUUGUACAUAAAUUAAUAUAGCCUAUUUUGUAUUUUUCUAAAAACUUUAAUAGACUAUCUAAUUUAAAAUGUUUUGUAAUUUUUGUGAGUAGAAUUUUAAAUUUUUGCCUAAAUGAUUUUGUUAUGAUAAACUAUAUUUUUUGGAGAUAUUUUGUAAUAAAUAUAAGUGUAUGUAUACUCUUGCUGAACAUUCUUGUUUGAAAUACCUCAGUGCUUUUAAUUUAUUUAGUAAGUUUUGUCAUUUAAGUGAAACAGUGAUUUUGUAUCUCUGAUAAGAUAUACAUUUUGUUAAUGUUUUGGUGUUUAUGGUUUGUUACAUUACAAGUUUUUA
Macrosteles quadrilineatus (aster leafhopper) is the source of this 3704-nucleotide messenger RNA. Its product is annotated as acyl-coenzyme A diphosphatase FITM2-like. Gene Ontology annotation, biological process: lipid droplet organization; phospholipid biosynthetic process; lipid storage. Lineage: Eukaryota; Metazoa; Arthropoda; Insecta; Hemiptera; Cicadellidae. The coding region runs from base 69 to 1322 and encodes 417 amino acids. The transcript is spliced from 2 exons. Gene Ontology annotation, cellular component: endoplasmic reticulum membrane. The record is from RefSeq and is a predicted model, not a curated record.